Podospora pseudocomata is the source of this 5015-nucleotide messenger RNA. RefSeq names its product Peptidyl-prolyl cis-trans isomerase cyp15 (gene cyp15). NCBI's taxonomy places the organism in Eukaryota, Fungi, Ascomycota, Sordariomycetes, Sordariales, Podosporaceae. Gene Ontology annotation, molecular function: peptidyl-prolyl cis-trans isomerase activity; protein binding. Gene Ontology annotation, biological process: protein folding; protein peptidyl-prolyl isomerization. The record is from RefSeq and is a predicted model, not a curated record. The transcript has 5 exons. The coding region runs from base 1572 to 3455 and encodes 627 amino acids.
GCUUUGGUUCACCCACAGGUUUCUGACACGCGAGUGAAAGGCACAAGCCAUCAACAAUGGGGGAACCAGAGAACAGCAGGGCGAAAUGUACGGAUGCCCCAACUUCUGAGCUCACCAUCUCAAUCCGUCUUGAUGGGAUGAAGAGCUUCCUUCUUGAACUGUUCAAUACCGUUGAUCUUACCGUACAGCCACUUUAGAGCCAGUGUGCUCGUCGUCAUGAGCCCGGCUGAGACUGAAAAGAGAAUCACUCGCUGCCAAGUUUUGAGCUGCUCAAACAUGGGAUACGGGUACCUGCACGACAUGGUCAGACAGGAGCAACACAGAAGUCAUUGCAACAGGGCUUUGCCUGUGUCUGCAGAGUUACCGUACCAUCCGUUUUGCUCAAAGCAAUAUUCAACCCACCCCCAGUAUAGAAAUGCCAAGCAGGUACUGAGAGCCAUAGCACUGUAAACUCUGAUGGUCCAAGGAGGACUGAGUAGUAUCAGAUCCAUCGUUAACAUGACGGCUGGCAUCGCAUGAAAUCCACUGUGAAAGUUGGAGUUAGACUGGACAUUUCAAUGGGUCGUGGGCACUCUCACAAAUCUGGAAGGAAUGGAAGUGCGAACUCUGGUGGGAAAAGGAGGGACUUGUCAAUGGCACUUAUGCUCCAGUACAGAAUGCUGAUCAGAACCUCCAAGGGUGUUGAACACACUGAGAGAACAUUUUUGAUGCCAAAGAGCCGAGGGCUCAGAGUGAGAUCGGCCAACAGGCCAAAGGCAAACGUUGCCGUCGCUAAAGCGAGCCCAAUGAUGGCUGUUCCCCUUGUCAGUCUUUUGUCUUUCAUCCUCUUGUGUGGAACGUAAUGUACUGAGAAGUUGAAAGUCACCACCAAACCCGAAGUGAAUUUCGGUUGGGAACUGCUGAAGGCACCAAAAGCUGCACGAGUAUGACAAAAGACCGAUGGCAUGUACGAGGGCUGAGAAGCUCCGGGAAGGCGAGGAGAGCCGUUGUAAAGGGUGAGGUUGGUUUGCCAUUCCGUACCUAUUUCGAGCGGGUGAGCAAGAUGCACGGUUGAAAUUAAAUGCCAUCUGACCUCGGUAUUCCUUAUGAGGCCUCUUCUUUAUAUUUAUCGAAAUGUGGAUCGAAGCAAGAAAGAGGUUAUCAAAGAGUGUGUGAUGGACCCUCUCUACGAGUGGUAAUAAAACAGAUUCAACUGCCAGCUACGGAACGAAAGUGUACAACGAUAUAACGGAUGAAUACAAGCAAAGAAGAUGCCAUGAACCAUAGGGUCAACGUUCAAGUCAUAGUGCACCUCAUGUCCACGGUUAUCGGCCAUGACCUUCAGCAAGUCAGGGGUGCCCUUAGCGUUGUGAGCUUCUCCACGGCUUCCAAAGCCUCUAGCGCCUUGGCACAAACCCCCCACCUCCAUCGCCUGGCGGGACGAAGCGAUGCCCGAUUUGGAUGCGCGUUCGACGCAAGUGUUCGCGUUCUCCAGAAAUUGUUAACCACCAUACUGGCUUGGCCAUAUCAUCGCCAUCACCAUCGCCAUCAGACGUAACCCCUGGGGAGGAACUCUCAUACGACAUUCCAACAUGGCGGACAACACCAACGAUGAGGACUUGAAGUCCAACAAGCGCAGCCAUGCAGAAUUCACAGAAAAUGAUGGUUCCGAUAGCUCUUCAGACGAUGACAUGGGACCGCAGUUGCCGUCCGCCUCAGCGCCCAAAAAGAAGCGCCGUGUUCUGCCAUACGAAAAGCUCUACAUCUCAGCCCUCCCCAAGUCGACCCGUUACUCCAAGUCCCUGAUGCACAAAGAGCAGUUGGCAUUUCUCACCAUGACACCUCUGACCGAGUUCCUCAUAACAUCGUCUGUGGAUGGCGUAGUCAAGUUCUGGAAGAAGGUCGCCGACGGCAUCGAGUUCGUGAAGGAGUUCAAGGCCCACCAGGGGGAGAUCCGCUCUGUUUCGACCAGCGCAGAUGGGAGGAGUUUUGCAACUGCCGGCCCCGACAAGACGGUGAAGCUGUUCGAUGUCAUGACAUUUGAUCUGUUAGCUGUUAUCCAGCUAGAGUAUGUGCCGCGGUGUGUAUGCUGGGUUCACAAGAAAGGUGCUUCUCUUCCUCUGCUAGCCAUAUCCGACGAUAGCCAAAAGCCUGGCAUCCACAUCUACGACGGACGGGGUGAAAACCUGACCCCUAUUCAUACCAUCACCGGUCUUCACCGCAGCCCCGUCUCCCUGAUGGCUUUCAACGACCAUUACGACUGCGUAAUAUCGGCCGAUGAGGGAGGCAUGAUUGAAUACUGGCAGCCCGGAGGAUCUUAUCAAAAGCCUGACAACGUCUUUGAGUACAAGAGCUCAACGAAUCUGUUUGACUUCAAGAAAGCAAAAUCCAUACCGACCUCGCUCACGCUAUCGCCAGAUGGGAGUCGCUUCGCCACAAUAUCCUUCCCUGACAGGAAAAUCCGCCUCUUCGACUUUGCCUCAGCCAAGCUUCAACGCACCUAUGAUGAGUCCCUUCAGGUCAUUGAGGAAAUGCAACAAGCUGGAACAGCGAUACAGAAACUUGAUCCAGUCGAGUUUGGUCGCCGGUUAGCAACGGAACGGGAAAUCGAAUCCCCAGCUCUCCGCGACAAAUUCCACCUCAUCUUCGAUGAAUCUGGUCACUUUCUCCUCUAUGGCUCUUACCUGGGUGUCAAGGUGCUCAACACAUUCACAAAUAAAGUGGUCAAAGUGUACGGCCGGGAGGAACAUUAUCGUCCACUAGCACUGGCCCUCUACCAGGGUCAGCCUCAGAAGAAGGGGGUUACUACGGUAGCCAUGGCGGCAUCCAGCAACCCGCUUCUUCAAGAAUCCGAAACAAGGGAUCCCAUAUUGAUCACCACGGGCGUGGGCAAGGUCCGGUUUUACAUGUUCACCAAUGACGAGGAAUUCUCCAAGUCAACCAGAGAUGUUCAAAACGAGAAACCCACGAUUCUAGGGGCAAAGAAGACGGAGCAAAAGAAGGUCGCCGAGACGGGCACAUCGGCGGUCAUCCACACCACAUACGGUGAUAUUCAUAUUCGACUCUUCCCGGAUGCAGCUCCCAAGGCCGUGGAGAACUUCGUGACGCAUUCAAAACGCGGCUACUACAACAACACCAUCUUCCAUCGUGUGAUUCGUAAGUUUAUGAUUCAGGGUGGUGAUCCUCUGGGAGAUGGAACCGGUGGUGAAAGUAUCUGGGGGAGAGAGUUCGAGGAUGAAUUUAGCACAUUGAAACACGACAAGCCAUACACGGUUAGUAUGGCGAAUGCUGGCCCCAAUACCAACGGGAGCCAGUUCUUUAUCACCACUGAGAAAACACCAUGGCUUGAUAACAAGCACACGAUAUUUGGACGCGCCGUUCAAGGUCUUGAUGUCAUCCACAAGAUCGAAAAUGUCAAGACCUACAAAGAGAAACCAGCGGAGGACAUCAAGAUUGUCAAUAUUGACAUUUCGUAGCACCAUGGGCAGGAAUGAGCCAGCGGCUGAAUGAAUAUGAAUUGCCGAUCGGCCCAUGAGGAGCGGCACCUUUUGUAUUCACCUGCCUAGAGCGAUGUUUUGACAUCACCGCCGUAGCUUAUCUUUCUGAGCAUGCUCCUGUUGAGCUCACCCACCGUUUGCACCCCAAGUAGUCCCAUAGACUGGUCCACGUCAGCCAAAAGCGAAGCCAGCACAUGCUUGGCUCCCUCUGUCCCUGCAAUUCCAAGACCAUAUAUCACCGGUCUGCCAACCAGGACCGCCUUUGCCCCCAAGGCCAGUGCUUUCAGAACAUCCACCCCUGUACGGAUUCCAGAGUCGAACAUGACAGUCAAGCGGUCCCCAACGGCGUCUACAAUUUCUGGGAGCAUCUCCAAACUAGGCACCGCCCCAUCCAGCUGCCUCCCUCCGUGAUUGCUCACGAUAAUCCCGUCAACUCCACUUCUCGCCGCCAACACUGCAUCCUCCACGCUCAGCACCCCCUUGAGCACAAUCGGCCUGUCCCCCCACAAUUUUCUCAAGGUGGCAAGGUCCUCCCACUUGUGCGCGUGCCCCGAGAAGACCUCCCCGGCCCAAUACCGGCUCGCAGCAAUGAUGUUGUCCUCCACCUGGGCCUCGUUUUCGCCGGUGCUAAACUUGUCAGAAAACUUCUGCCGAAACACCGAGUCACUGAAUCCGAGGGCAUUGCCCUCCCCGACGGCAAAGGGGAGGAACCCUGUGUCGAGGUCGAGGGGCCGCCAUGCCAUGAUGAAGGUGUCCAGUGUUACGACCAAGACCUCACAGCCAGCUACCCGGGCUCGGGAGAGCAAAGAGGCGGUGAUGUCGUCGUCGACGGGCCAGUAGAGUUGGAACCACCUGGACGGCUUGGGAUCAGGGACUAGGGUGGAAGCGGACGAGGUUGGCGGUCUGGCUGGUCCUGGGUCUUUUCCUUCUGCUGAUGCUGAUGCUGAUGCUGCCGUUGCAGGAUCAUCCGCCGGCGCCGGUGGGGCGGGCUCUUCUGUUUCUGGUGAGGGCGGGCUGGGGCCUCCUGUGUCCUCUAGAGCCGCGACGAUCUCCUCUAGGGGGGUGCUGGACGCGGUGCUGUAGAUGAAUGGGACGUUGAGGGCGGCGCAGGCUUUGGCGACGCCGGUUUCUGCGUCGGGGUGGUAGGCUGAUUGCACGCCGAUGGGGGCCAUGAGGAUGGGGGAGUCUGGUGUCUUUUGUUAGCUGAUGUUGUUUUUCUUCUGCCUUGGUCUCAUGAAAAUCCCAUCGUUGUGGUGUGUGAAGAAUGAGAAUACAUACCAUAUGUCUUGCCAAACAGCUUCACACUUAGAUUGCGAGGCAGUGUGUCUCUCAACAUACGGGGUAUGACCUUCCACUGCCGGAAAGCCAGCCGGUUGGCGUGCAUCGUCGCUUGCUCGCCUGCCCCUCCGAACACAUAGUUGAAUCCCUGGGGGCUCAUCGCCUCCCGGGCUUGCUGUUCAAGUUUGUUGGGAUCGGUGGUGGUGACGGGCUUCUUCCCCGCCGUGAGGGCUUGAAAGUAAAUGUCGAUUUGGUACUGGC